This is a messenger RNA of Xylaria bambusicola, 1590 nucleotides long. RefSeq lists its product as uncharacterized. The record is from RefSeq and is a predicted model, not a curated record. The transcript is spliced from 5 exons. Gene Ontology annotation, molecular function: oxidoreductase activity, acting on CH-OH group of donors; flavin adenine dinucleotide binding. NCBI's taxonomy places the organism in Eukaryota, Fungi, Ascomycota, Sordariomycetes, Xylariales, Xylariaceae. Bases 299 to 1546 code for a protein of 415 amino acids.
CCCGAAACUCGAUCGCCGCGCCGUUGAGAAGAUCGGCAUGGCACUUCCUCAUCUGGCAAAGUUUCCACUAUUCUCAGCCCUAGUAUCGAAUAAAAUUGUGGAUAUUGCCUUGAACAGGAAGUGCCACGUUGAUCAUCACAGCGGCCCGUGGUCCGAGUUUCGUAAGUGUAUGCGGUAGUCUAGUCUAGCAGCACUAAACGAACCCAGAUGUACCGAGUUCGACGUGGACCCUGCCAGCGUUGAGCAAGGACCGUACAGUAACCUGCCUGUGGCACCUGUAGUGAGGGGUGUCGGAGGUAUGGGCUCUUACUGGAGUUGCGCCACGCCAGAAAUGCACCCUGAGCUUGAAAGACCCGAUACCUUUUCAAAUGACGAAUGGAAAGCCCUUUAUGAUGAAGCCAGAGGCUUAUUUCACACAUCCACGACAGAAUUUGACGACUCCAUUCGUCACCAUCUUGUCAAAAACGCUCUCCUACGAGAGCACAAGGGGCGAGAGUUUCUGAAUCUACCCCUGGCCUGCGAGCGAAGCAAAGACAACCCAGACUAUAUCCGAUGGACAGGCCCGGCUAGAAUCUUGGGCGACCUCGCUGAUCCCAAAUACAACAGGGGCAAUUUCGAAUUGAAACCCCACCAUUGUUGCCGCAGGUUGCUGAUAGAUGCAGCAGUAGGGCAGGUUAUUGGAGCCGAACUAGUAAACCUGCGGACUAACGAGGUGGUUUAUGCCCAAGCGAAGAAGUACGUUGUUUGUGCAGGAGCAACUCUAACCGCUGGCAUACUCUUUAACUCGGGAAUCCGAGAAGACACGGGAUAUCCCGCUCUUGGUCGAUACUUAACGGAGCAAACUAUGUCCGUUUGCCAAGUAGUACUAAGAAAUAAUAUAAUCGAAGCCGCCUGGGACGACCCGCGGUGUAAAGAGCACCAUGAAAAGUACCCUGAAGAUGUCUUGCGUAUUCCUUACAAUGACCCCUCUCCUCAGAUCACAACGCCAGUGUCCAAGGAAUUCCCAUGGCACACGCAGAUUCAGCGAGAUCCAUUUCAUCAUAACACCAUCCCAACUGCUAUCGAUCCACGACUUAUCCUUGACAUCCGUUUCUUUGGAUACGUCAAGCCUUAUUACGACAAUUAUGUCGAAUUUAGAUCGGAUAUGGUAGACUUAUUCGGCAUGCCUCAACCCCUUAUACACUACCGGCUUGGAAGAGAAGACGCCGAAAUGGCGCAAGCUAUGAUGAAAGAUAUGGUACGCGUUGCCUCUACGCUAGGCAACUUCUUACCAGGGGGUGAGCCCAGAUUCCUCGCCCCAGGCGCAGCAAUGCAUAUUUGCGGGACAACCCGUGCGGGCAAGAAAGAUGACGGAACCUCAGUGGUAGACAGACACUCCAAAGUGUGGCGACUAGACAACUUGUUUCUAGGAGGUUGUGGCGUGAUCCCGACCCAGAAUGCGUGCAAUCCAACGCUGACUGCCGCUUGCUUCGCUCUCGUGGCUGCGAGAAAGGUAGUCGAUGAGUUGCGUGAGGUCAAAGGUCAAGGUGUAAGAGCUAUGCUAUAGACACAUCAACCUGGUUUAGAUACUUUUUAGUCAAUAGAAACGAA